Ahaetulla prasina is the source of this 5253-nucleotide messenger RNA. RefSeq names its product contactin 5 (gene CNTN5). The coding region runs from base 251 to 3553 and encodes 1100 amino acids. Gene Ontology annotation, biological process: cell-cell adhesion; brain development. The transcript is spliced from 25 exons. The record is from RefSeq and is a predicted model, not a curated record. Gene Ontology annotation, molecular function: cell-cell adhesion mediator activity. Lineage: Eukaryota; Metazoa; Chordata; Lepidosauria; Squamata; Colubridae.
CUGAAAGAAGAAGGGAUUGUAAAAGAGCUGAAUAAUAGCAAAUUAUCUCAAAGGAUUUGGUUCUGAGUUAACGCAUCAUUCUUCCUUCAACAAAUCACACCCUUUAAGGACUAUUUUGCUGUAACUGGAUUCAUCCAAAGGUACUUGUCCACAGAAUUGAAACCAACAAGUAGGUUGGGUUUUUAAUGAAGGAACCCUACGGCUGUUAACCACUACCCAAACGGCAGCUGAGGAUCUUUGAAGCCACGCCAUGCCAUCGUCAUUGAAAUUCAUAGUGCUUCUGUCCCUCACUACCUACCUGUCAGAAUGCUCUGCAGCUAUUCCAGGAAUCCAUGCCACAUACGCUGCUCUUUUAAGACUCAGAUCUGCUAGUUCAUCUUACUCCUCCUCUGCCAUUAACUCAAAGAACAGGCAACGACCAAGUUACCCUGCCAUGGGAAGCAUCUCCUCUCCAGAUUGGCACGGGUCAUCGCAGCCCUAUCACCCACCAACAAACCCCGAGCCAUUCUCAGAGGCCUUCAAACAGGAGGAGGGUGUCGAUUAUGGGCCGAUGUUCAUUCAAGAACCUGAUCAUGUGAUCUUCCCCAUGGAUUCAGAGGAGAAGAAAGUGUCUCUCGGUUGCCAAGCCAGAGGAAAUCCCACCCCAACCUACAGGUGGCUCCAGAAUGGAACCGAGUUAGACAUAGAAAGUGAUUACCGCUACAGUGUAAUAGAAGGAAGCCUUAUUAUCAACAAUCCCAGUGAAUUAAAAGAUGCUGGGCAGUACCAGUGUUUUACCAGCAAUGUCUAUGGUAGCAUUUUGAGCAGGGAAGCAUCACUUCAAUUUGCAUAUCUGGGGAAUUUCAGUGGACGAACAAGAAGUGCUGUGUCAGUGAGAGAAGGUCAAGGUGUGGUACUAAUAUGCUCUCCUCCACUUCACUCACCAGAGAUCAUCUACAGCUGGGUAUUUAACGCAUUCCCCUCCUUUGUGGCAGAAGACAGCAGGCGUUUCAUCUCCCAGGAAACGGGCAACCUCUAUAUAUCCAAGGUGCAGCCAUCAGACGUUGGGAGUUAUAUCUGCCUCGUGAAGAACACAGUGACAAAUGCCAGGGUCCUUAGCCCUCCAACUCCAUUAACCCUUCGAACUGAUGGAGUGAUGGGGGAAUAUGAACCAAAAAUUGAGAUCCAUUUUCCAUUCACAGUUACAGCUGCUAAGGGAUCUACUGUUAGGAUGGAAUGCUUUGCACUGGGCAACCCAGUUCCAACAAUCUCGUGGAGGAAAGUUAAUGGACCCAAUCCGAGUAAAGCCCGCCUGCGGAAGUCCCAAGCAGUGCUCGAAAUCCCGAACGUGCAGCUAGAAGAUGCAGGGACAUAUGAAUGCAAAGCUGAGAAUUCCCGGGGAAGGAAUGUCUUCCGAGGACAGUUGCAAGUAUACACAUAUCCACACUGGACAGAGAGGCUGAACGAUACCCAGUUAGACAGCGGGGAUCAACUUCGGUGGGAGUGUAGAGCUUCUGGAAAGCCGAGGCCAACUUAUCGCUGGCUCAAAAAUGGGAAUACUCUGCGGCCAGAGAGCAGGAUUGAGAUGGUUAAUGGUGUACUGAUGAUCCACAGUGUUAAUCAGUCAGACGCUGGAAUGUAUCAGUGCGUGGCAGAAAACAAACAUGGAGCCAUCUAUGCCAGUGCUGAACUGAAGAUUUUAGCUUCUGCUCCAACUUUUCCCCUGAGUCAACUGAAGAAGACCAUUAUUAUUACCAAAGGCCAAGCAGUCACUGUGGACUGCAAACCACAAGCUUCUCCCAAACCAACCAUUGGAUGGAAGAAAGGAGAAAAAAACGUGCGAGAAAAUAAAAGGGUAAGUGUUCUUCCAGAUGGAAGCCUGCAAAUUCUGAAUGCCUCCAAAUCUGAUGAGGGGAAAUACGUAUGCCGAGGAGAAAAUAUAUUUGGUUCAGCAGAAAUUACAGCUUCAGUAUUUGUGAAAGAGCCUACCAGGAUAGACCUGUCCCCCAAGAGAACUGAGCUUACGGUGGGAGAAAGCAUUGUCCUCAGCUGCAAAGCUUUUCAUGACCCAACCUUAGAUGUCAUCUUUCACUGGAGUCUGAAUGGGCAGCCUAUCGAUUUUGAAAAAGAAGAUGGACAUUUUGAAAGCAUCAGGGCGCAAGCAUCUUCUGCGGAUUUAAUGAUCAGGAACAUCCUUCUGAUGCAUGCUGGAAGAUAUGGCUGCAGGGUGCAAUCUACAGCAGACAGUGUAUCAGAUGAGGCAGAACUUCUUGUUAGGGGUCCACCUGGCCCUCCUGGGGUUGUCAUUGUUGAAGAAAUCACAGAGGUCACUGCAACUCUUUCAUGGACUCCUGGAGCAGACAACCACAGUCCUAUCACUUCUUACAACUUGCAAGCGCGAAGUCCGUUUUCACUUGGCUGGCAGACUGUAAAAACAGUUCCUGAACACAUAGGGGGAGACCUGGAAUCUGCAAUGGCAAUUGAACUGAACCCAUGGGUAGAGUAUGAAUUUAGAGUUGUAGCGACUAACAAAAUUGGAACAGGAGAUCCAAGCACACCAUCUAAAGUGAUCCGGACCAAAGAAGCAGUGCCAAAGAUGGCUCCUGCUAAUGUCAGUGGCAGAAGUGGAAGACGGCAUGAAUUAGUAAUAGCCUGGGAGCCAGUCUCUGAAGAAUUUCAGAAUGGGGAAAGCUUUGGAUACAUCGUGGCUUUCCGACCGAAUGGGACAAGAGGCUGGAAAGAAAAAAUGGUGACAUCUUCAGAUGCCUCCAAGUUCAUCUACAGAGAUGAAAGUGUGCCUCCCUUGACUCCAUUUGAGGUGAAAGUUGGAGCAUAUAACAACAAAGGCGAUGGACCAUUCAGCCCAAUUGUUGUGAUCAGUUCGGCUGAGGGAGAACCGAGUGCUGCUCCUACUGAUGUCAAGGCCACAGGACUGUCUGUAUCAGAGAUUCUUGUUGCAUGGAAUCACAACAAAGACAGCCUGGGAAGACCUCAGGGAUUUGAGGUUGGCUACUGGAAAGAUAUGGAACAAGAAGAAGCGGCAGAGAAGGCCAGGUCAGAAGGGAAUGAGUCCUCUGUCAUUCUCACAGGGCUAGAAGGCUACACCCUGUACCACCUGAGAGUGAAGGCAUACAACUCCGCAGGCUAUGGACCACCAAGCAACAUUGUCCAUGUGGCCACUAAGAAAUCUCCACCUAGUCAAGCACCAAACAUUAUGUGGGUUCAAGAUGGUGCCCAUGUUUCCCUUGGAUGGGACCCUGUAAAGCCUUUAGCUAAUGAGUCAGACGUCAUGGGAUAUAAGGUCUUGCUUAGGCAAGAAGGACACAGCAACAGCCAAGUAAUUGAAACACAGAAAACAUCUGCAGUGGUGCUUCUCCCUGACGUAGGUGUCUACAUCAUAGAAGUCUGCGCAGUGAGUGAAGGAGGAGAUGGCACCCCAAGCAGCCAAAUCAGGAUACCAUCUUUUUCAGGUGGAAAAGUCACCAAUUCUCAAUCCAGGCUAAAUGCUUUUACCACUUCUUCAUCAACUGUAACAUUUCUAUUGGUAUUGAUGGUCCCUUCGACGUCAUGGUAAAGGAAGAAGAUAGAAAUCUUUUCUCAUUUCUCUGGUUGCGUUAACAUGAUAACACCAACGGAUGGAGUUCUACGACCAUGGAGAAAGCAGAAGGCUAAUUAUCAAAGGAAUCUCAAAGGUGCUUUUUCAAAAGGCAACCGGACUGGGUUUGUGGUUUUUUUUUUCCUGAGGAAGAAGAAAAAGACGUUUCGCUUCUCAUCCAAGAAGCUUCAUUGGUUCUUGGAUGAGAAGCAAAAUAUCUUCUUUUUCUUCCUCAGGGGGAAAAAAAAAAAUAGCCCAUUUGCCUUUUGAAAAAGCACCUUUGAGACAACGAUGACCUGGUUGACUGAAAAUCUCCACAGACCUAUCAAAGGAAUGUUUCAGAAAUGCAUCUUCUGCAUUAGGAAGAAUAUUGAAGGAAAUAACACAAAAAUAACCCACCAGGUGUCUUCUCUUUGGUUUCCAUAAAUGUCGUCUUUGGGGGGAGGGGAUGUUUUUGCCCGAUAGAAAAUAUGCAGAUUCUUUGAUAUAAACUUUUGUAAACGAAUGGGAAUUACGUCCAAUUUUAUUUACCUUUUUAAUUGUUUGUAUAUUAGCUAGCCUCAAAUCUUAUACCCUUAAUAAAUUAAAUGACUGGAACAGUGCAUCCAUUUUGUUUGCACUGAUAAGGAUUUUAACAAUUUUAAGAAGAAGAAAAAUAAAUAUUUGGAUUCUAGUGAAUUAUCCCUCCCCUUCUCAGAAGGCUGAGUUUUGUUUUACUUUUUUUUACUUAUCGAGAGAAAAAUGCCAUGAUGAGACCCGGUUUCAAAAAUGACCAUAGCUAAUGUUGCCUUUAAGGGGAUAAAAAUCAUAUAAUUACGAUCUUUGGUAUGGUAUGGUAAUUUUUCUUCUGUUUUCUUCUCCGUUUGUAUUCUCCGUGCACAUCAUAAACCACUUUUCCAGAUCCAUGCAAACCUGAAGCAUAUUGAACUGAGACUAAAACCGAGGCCUCUCAUUUUGUACUAGAUAUUGUCCACUAACAAUAAGGGAGGAAAAAAAAUGGCUUAUUUUUAAUAGCAUAACUGUACAUGAUAGGGAGCGCAGGUGAUCCUGAAAUCAUUGUUGGACACUGAAUCCGAGUCUUCAGCAAUUGCUAACUGCAAGUACGAAAUUAAUGAAGAGAGACAAAGCUGUCUUCCCCCAAACAGCUUUCUGUCUUUAGACCUUUAUUUUUGUAGUUCCUUUUUGUAUGGUACUGUACUGUCUAUAUUUGGUGAUUUAGCAAAAUGGUAUCAAUAAGCAUUUCAAGAUUGGAACAAUGUGGUGUUGCCUAGAUUGUCCUUAAUAAUGAAUGAAGGACAUUUUUUUUAAUGUCCAAAAAUGAAAAGGAAUAUCGUUGGGCAAACGCUUUUAAGGUUCAUAGGCUUAAGACUCAAAGCCUUUAACCUUUCCAUAUCCAAGGCCUAGCUCCAAAACAGUCUGUAGUAGUGUAGUGUUGCAUCAACUUUUAGUUCUUAUCAUCAUCAUCAUCUCCUCCUCCUCCUCUUUCUCGUCUCCUCCUUCUCCUCCUCUCCCUCCUUUCUCUUCUCCUUGUCCUCCUCCUUCUCUUCCUCCUCCUUCUCUUCCUCUCCUCCUCCUCCUCCACCACCUCCUCCCGCUUCCUCCUUUUUCUCUUCUCCUCCUCCUCUUCCUCCUCCUCCUUCUUUUUCUCUCCUCCUCCUCUUCCUCUUCCUCCUCUUCUC